AAAUGGUAGCUCGCGUGGUCCGGCUGUGGGGUGAGAAGUAGAGGGGCGUCUUCAGGGUUUGGCGGUAGUGACAAUGCCAGUUCCUCGCGGGCGAGUUGGAGUCGAAGGCGACUAUCGAGUGAGACGAGCUGCCAGCCCUGGCUCAUCGUGUAGUGCCUAGUGAAACGAGAUGACGGGCUCGCGGCUGAGACCCGCGUACUUCGUGGGCCUCUUCCUGACCCUUCUAGCCGUUGCCUUACAGGGAGUGCAAAGCGAAGAGAUACCGCCAGAGGAUCUGUGUCGACCAUAUAUUGAGAAGGCGUUAAAGGACCUCGGUACAGGAUCUUUGGAGCAGACCAGUGCCGAGGCUGGGACCGAUGCCGAUAAAGAGAGUCAAGAAGAAGAAGCAAAACCUGCGAGCGAAGAAGAUGGCGAGUCAGCAACCGAUGCUUCAAAGGAAGAUGUAGCAACUGAAGAGGACAAACAGGAAUCAGCAGAAACUGAAACUGCAGAAAGUGCCGAACAAGCUGAGCAGGAGAUCGACAAAGCAUCCGCAGAGCAAAGUGCUGGAGCUGGGGAAGAACAAGAGAGUGCUGAAGGUGGUGAUGCAGAAGGAGCUGAAGAUGAACAACCUGAUGAAAAAUCUGGAGAAACAGAUAAAGGAACAGAGGAAGAUAAAGAAGAAUCUGUUGAACAAGCGGAAGCGGAUGCUGCAGAUUCCGGCCAGGAAGAUACCGAAGAUAAGUCUGGUGAGGGCGAACAGGUAGAUGAAGGAAAAUCUGACGAAGAAGCGCAAACGGACGCUGAAAAAUCCGAAGAAGAACAACAGGCAGAUUCGGAAAAAUCCGAAGAAGGACAAGCAGAUACUGAAAAAUCUGACGAAGAAGCUCAAGUAGCUGGAAAAUCCGACGAAGAGGCGCAGGAUGGUGAUGAAAAAUCCGACGAAGCACAGGCCGAAGGAGAAUCGGCUGAAGAAGCGAAACUCGACGAGGAGAAAUCCGACGAAGAAACCAAGACUGAAGAAGUAAAGUCUGGGGGAGAGAAAGAUGAAAUCGAAGACGAAACGACUGAUUCAAAGGCGGAAGAGACGGAGGAAGCUGUUUCUCGAGAAGAUGGUGAAAAAGACGAAGAUAGUAAAGCUGAAGAAGAUGGUCAAUCUCCGGAACAACAAGUAAGCGAAGAAGAAGCAAAAGAAGAGAGUAAAGAAGGUGGGGGUGAAAGUGCUGAGGGUGAAGCAACGGAGGAAUUAAAGGAAAGCGAGGAGGCUAAGGAACCUAAAUCUGAGGAAGAAGCUACAAAAUCGGCGGAAGAAGAAGAAGAAGCGAAGAAGGAAACUGAAGAAUCGAAGGAAGGUGAAGAAGCUAAAUCUGAGGAUGAGGGGGCAAAAUCCGUAGAAGAUACCAAAUCAGAAGAGAAAGAAGCUGCGCAACCAAAAUCUCGUGCUAGGCGAGAAGUUGGCGAAGAAGAAGGCGAGGAGGAUGCUGAAGGCUCGAAAGAAGCAGAAGAAAGCGAGGAAGAAGAACCUACCCCCGAAGAAGAUUUGAUCCAAGAGAUAGUGGUACCGGAGAAUUUACGACCACGUGAUCAUAUAAAUCAACUGUUAAAACUAGAUGAGGAGAAUGAAGAGAAAGAGCGAGCCAUCCAGAAGAACGGAGAUGUUGUGCUAAAAGAACUGAAGAGGGUUUACGAUAAUGCUAUUCAGCCAUUGGAAUCCUUGUAUAAAUACAGAGACUUAAGCAAUAGACAUUUUGGUGAUCCAGAAAUAUUUUCCAAACCACUAGUUCUUUUCAUGGGUCCGUGGAGCGGUGGGAAAUCUUCCAUCAUAAACUAUUUACUCAAUAUCGAGUACAAGCAGACAUCGUUAAGGACAGGUGGUUUGAGAGAGUGCUUAGAGGAGCAAUGCAAAACGCCAAAUGGAAAUGACACAGGAGCCGAGCCAUCUCCGGCCUACUUCAAUAUUAUAAUGCACGGAGAGGAAGAGGAGAUUCUCGAUGGUACGCAGCUCGCCGCUGACUGGACUUUCUCUGGAUUACAAAAAUUCGGCCAAGGAUUGCUCGAUCGUCUUAAAGGUUUACGGCUUGAUAAUAAGUUACUAGAAAAAGUCAAUAUCGUGGAGAUACCAGGAAUUUUAGAAAUCCGAAAACAGGUCCAACGUUUGUUCCCGUUUAACGAUGCAUGUCAAUGGUUCAUUGACCGUGCGGACAUAAUAUUUUUAGUAUACGAUCCAUCCAAGUUGGACGUUGGGCCAGAAACAGAAGCAAUCCUUGACCAAUUGAAAGGAAGGGAGCAUCAGACACGCAUCAUUCUUAACAAAGCUGAUCAAGUAAAACCAGAGGAGUUAAUGAGAGUGCAAGGCGCUCUGAUCUGGAAUAUAUCGCCACUGAUGUCUAGCGCUGAGCCACCGAUAAUGUACUCUACAUCGUUGUGGUCGAUACCAUAUGAAGCUGGUGCACCCACCAGAUUACUGUAUGCUCAGGAACGUGCAUUCCUACGCGACCUGCGUACUGCCAUUGACAAACGUGUCGAGCAUAAGAUUGCAAGCGCCAGGAGAUUCGCUGUACGAGUGCGCAAUCAUGCUAAAAUGGUAGAUUGCUACCUAACCACAUACUACAAUCACAAGACGUUCUUUGGAAACAAAAAAGAAAUCAGUGAGAAGAUUAUCGAGAGUCCACAGGAUUAUCAUAUCUACGAGGGUUUAAGCACUCUGAAGAACAUAUCACGCUAUGACUUGCCUGAUCCGGACGUCUAUCGAGAUUUCUUCCGAUUGAAUCCUCUUUACGACUUCCCUCUACUAAGCUCUACGUGCACAUAUUUCCGUGGAUGUCCUAUCAAUAGACUCGAUGUUGCUAUUGCUUACGAUUUUCCAGAGCUCGUGGGCAAAUAUAAAAAGUCAGUAGAGCAAAUCAUACAUGAGUACGAAACAAGUCCUCCUAGUUGAGUAUAAUCCUACAUUCUAAAACAGAGCUCUUGAUACCACAUAAGGUAUAAGGUAAGAGCAAAUUGUACAAAACAAAAAGCGAAUGAGUGAAAGGAAACGAACAUUAGUGUAAGUACAUUACUUGAUGCAGUACAGAGAAGUUUCGUUCCUGAAACAGCAAGUAGGUUUGGAUUGUCUCCAAGUAAAAGUCCAACUGGAUCUUAAAUGAAAAGAAGAGAAUGCGAAACCUAAACAGAAUUUUCCUGGAACACAACUUUGCGCAAUAUAUUAAAUAGUUCGUUAAAAGAUGAGAAGAGACACCGUUUCGGGAUAUGAAGAUAUACUGUUGGUUUUGUAGGUAAACAACAUAGAAUGGUGAUAUUAUGAGGCAAAGCAUAUGAUUGAUUAACGGUAUGCUUAACAUAUGCUUAAGUGUAUUAGUGGAUUGGAAUGAAUCGAAGAUUUCAAGAUACCUGUGUUUGGAAAAUAGGACAAGUGUUACCAUUCCAAUCUAAGAAAAGGAUAGUGAGUUUCCCUUGAAUGUGUUCAAAUACAGCUUCGAUUACACAGUUUUGGAAAACAUAUCACAACAAUGGUGGGUCCUAUUAUCUAACACACGAAUAUUUAAGAUGAAAA
This is a messenger RNA of Eufriesea mexicana, 3532 nucleotides long. RefSeq names its product sarcalumenin. Bases 170 to 2917 code for a protein of 915 amino acids. The transcript has 10 exons. NCBI's taxonomy places the organism in Eukaryota, Metazoa, Arthropoda, Insecta, Hymenoptera, Apidae. The record is from RefSeq and is a predicted model, not a curated record. Gene Ontology annotation, molecular function: GTP binding.